Molecule: messenger RNA, 1986 nt
Organism: Saccostrea echinata
Lineage: Eukaryota; Metazoa; Mollusca; Bivalvia; Ostreida; Ostreidae
Product: TPR and ankyrin repeat-containing protein 1-like
Exons: 8
Coding region: 1-1986 (661 amino acids)
Molecular function (GO): ATP binding
Source: RefSeq, a predicted model, not a curated record
AUGGCUGUUUCUGCUCUACACACUAAGGAAAAUGCGAAAGAUUUCCCAUUCAAAGUUACAGAGAUAGAACAUGCCAUGAUAAAUUUGUCUUCUGCUGGUCCUCUGUUGUUGUUGGGGAGAAGUGGCACAGGGAAAACGACCUGCUGUAUCAAUCGUCUUCGGAGUCAAUAUGAUCAACAUAAAAAAAAUGUUAUCAAACAUGAAGAAGAUCAAGCUGAUGGCGAAGAUGUUAUCAAGAGGACAGUCGGAACUUCUCAAAGUAACAGGAACGAGCUAGAUAAUGAUGUUCGGAAUCCUGUUGAAUAUGGUCUUAUUCGACAGGUAUUUAUUACCAAAAAUCUUGUACUUUGCAACGAAGUCCGGAAAACCUUUUGUGGAAUCCAAAACGCAAGUUCUUUUGAAUCCGGUCACACUUCAAGGGUGGAUAUAACUUUACCAUCAAGAUUUCAGGACCUUCAGAAUGUUCACUUUCCCAUCUUCACAACAUCCAGAAAGCUCUUGCUUAUGAUUGAUGCCUCUCUACCUAACCCAUUCUUUCGUCGGGACGAACAAGGCAAUAUAAAGGCUGAUGUACCUGGCUGGACGAAUGAUAAUGAAUCGCUCGAAUUUUUGGCUUCAAUAGAUGAUGAUUCUGAUAUAGAGUUAGAUGAAUCCAUCAACCAAGAACAAAAUUAUGACAAUGAAAAUAUAGAAGUAAAUAGGAUGAGUGAUGUUCGAAGGGAAGUUACUUACGAGAUUUUUGCAAAUCUUGUGUGGCCAAAAAUUAAUAGAGGUAUGGACCAUUAUCAUCCCUCCCUCAUAUGGAUGGAAAUUAUAUCAUUCAUAAAGGGGUCUUUUGAGGCCCUCUCUGCUAAACAGGGACAUCUCAGUAAGAGAGACUAUUUUGAUCAAGGCAAGAAAAAAGCCCCGAACUUUACCGGAGAACGAGAGACAGUUUAUGAAAUAUUUUUGAGAUACAGACAUUAUCUGAAGCAGCAUUUUAUGUUUGAUGAGACGGAUGUAGUGAGACACAUUUUCAAAAGAAUGAAAAGAGCUGAUAGAGAUUUGUGGAACAUUCAACAAAUAUAUGUCGACGAAACCCAGGAUUUCACUCAAGCAGAACUGUAUUUGCUCUUAAACUUGUGUCGCAAUCCGAAUGAUAUAUUUUUGACAGGAGACACAGCUCAAAGUAUCAUGAGAGGGAUUUGCUUUCGAUUCAAAGAUCUUUGCUCUCUCUUUUACCAUGCCAAAGAUUCAAGGAAAGAUUUUGAAAACAUUAUCAUUCCAGAAAAGGUUCAUCAACUUACUCACAACUACCGAUCUCACAAUGGGAUACUUAGUCUAGCAUCUAGCAUUUUAGACAUUCUCAGGGAAUAUUAUCCAGAUUCCUUUGAUAUUCUAGAAAACGACAAGGGAUUAUUUCCAGGACCUGCUCCCAUUCUUCUAGAAUCUUGCAGUAUCCAGGAUAUAGCUACGAUGCUUGCAACAGAAAAGAAACAAGCGAUAUCAAACUUUGAGUUUGGUGCUCAUCAAGCGAUCUUAGUGGUAAAUGAGGAGGCUAGGGAUUCUUUACCCGAAGAAUUGCAACAUGGAAUCGUACUCACGAUUUACGAAGCAAAGGGUCUUGAGUUUGACGACAUCCUUUUAUACAACUUUUUCAAAGAUUCACAGGCUGGUAAGGAAUGGAGAGUUGUGAGCAGUUUUUUGGAAAAACUAACAUCUGAAGAGAAUGAAUCAACAUCUCAAGAUGAAGUUGAAAGCUUUGUUGAAAUAGACUUUGGUGCCUUCAAAGAAAAGCAAACGCGGUCUAGACCUUUGCAGUUUGACCCAAUUAAGCAUAAGGUGCUGAAUACAGAACUGAAACACUUGUACACAGCUGUCACAAGAGCUAGAGUCCGUGUCUGGAUAUUUGACGCAGACCAGGAGCAACGAGCCCCAAUGUUUGAAUAUUUCAGAACUCGGAAGGUGGCUAAAAAUAUAACAGAUAGUAAAGAAGCAGGUAUUUAA